AUGAUGACUCGCCUUCCCUUGUGUCAGCAGCAGGCCCCCCCGUCGUUGGCGGGGUGCCACAUGCUUGCUGCUUUUCAAGAUAUCCCUGAACGGCCGCUUAACCGGGAUUUGAAAGAACUGUGGGCGGCAUACGGUGAAAACCCGUUCGGUAACGUGCUGGAGUGUUGGAAUCGAUCAAUUCCUGAUGAAGAUGCUGUCGUGUGGUUGAACUCGGAUGGUGAAAUUUCCGAGACCACGACGUUUUCAGAGCUGUUCAGUCGAAUCACAAGACUCAGCAGCUUUCUGCGAGCGGCUGGACUGCAAGUGGGAGAUAGAAUAAUUCUUUGUUAUCCUCCUGGGACUGACUUUGUCACUGCGUUUUUCGCGUGUAUCACUUCCGGUUUCGUCGCAGUGCCUGUGUAUCCCCCCGAUCCUUCGAAGGGUCUGAGCGACGUUCCCCGGUUCUGUGACAUCAACGAAAUUGCGGGAUGCAAGACGGCUCUUACAAAUUCACUGUACAAGCGCGUCGUUCAGGUCAUAACAACCGUUGCCAAAGAUAGCCGGUGGCGCUCGGUUCACUGGGUUUGCACUGAUGAUGUCAUCAAGCGUCACGCUGAAGAAGCGAAAAAUAGUGUUGGCCCUGAUUUUCCAAAUCUCUCUCCUCAUCACCCAGCAUUCCUUCAGUUCACAUCGGGGAGCACAGGCAACCCAAAGGGCGUUAUCGUCACGCACGGUUCUCUGCUGCACAACUGCCACCUUUGCUGGAGCGCGUACCAGUUCCCUUCCCACUACGAGAAUGAUGGCGACGACGAAAACAUCACAAACCACGAUUUUGCGUUGGUCAACCAGAGGGAGUUCUGGCGGCGGAGGCAAGAGAUUUCUAUUAAAUCAAGAGGGCACAGACUUCGAGCCUUUUCGUGGUUGCCCGUCUACCAUGACAUGGGGCUUAUUGGGUUUGUCUGUUCGCCUAUACUCUGUGGAGCAACACUCUACCAAAUGUCACCAAUAGACUUCAUUAGACGCCCGUGGCUAUGGCUUCAAGGAAUGUCCAAGUACGACUGCAUCUGCUGCGCUGCGCCGAACUUCGCGUUCGAAGUCGUGACACGGAAAAUGCCUGACAAUGUCUACGAGCACCUUGAUCUGUCCCGCGUCUGCGGUUUCCUGUCUGGCGCUGAACCUAUUAGGGCAUCAACCAUCGACCGCUUCUGCGAGAAAUUUGGCCCGAAAGGCGUGAGGCGCUGUGCAGUUUGCCCGGCCUACGGCCUGGCUGAAAGUACCCUGAUCGUCACGGCCCGGAAAACCUUUCAGACGGUGCCCAAGUUGCUAAUCGUAGAUUCGUUUCAACUUCAGCACGAGAAGACGGUUGUUGCCCUAAAGCCAGAAGCAACAGUCACAAUGGAUUCCGAAGAAUACCAAGUUUUGGUUGGGUGUGGUGUUCCUCUAGAAGGCGUUCAAGUGAGAAUUGUAGAUCCGGAAACGAAAAAGGAACUGCCUCCGGGAAAGGUUGGCGAGAUCGUGGUCUACAGCAGCUCCGUAGCUCGUGGUUACUUUGGCAGGCCUGAUACCACAAAGGAAACCUUUUGCUACAGUUUCACGGAUCUCCAGGGGAAGCAGACGCCACCUCUCGGCAUGAGGACGGGAGACGGUGGCUUCAUGUACGAAGGCGAACUUUUUGUGGCUGCCCGGCUGAAAGAUUUGAUCAUUAUUCGAGGCCGCAAUUUCUAUCCACAAGAUAUCGAAGAGGCGGUCGAUAAGGUGGCGAUGGUCCGACCGGGUUCAUCUGCAGCGUUUGCCAUUGAAGUUGAUGGCCACGAGGCUCUUGCUGUGGCUGCCGAAGUUCGUUUGGAGGAGGGAAUCAAAGGCCUAUGGCUCCGAGUAAAACGGCAAUUUGAUAGAAGCCACUAUGAACAGAUUGUGAGAGACAUAUCGAAGUCUGUUGCGGCAAAUACGGGCCUUACAAUUCAUCGAAUAUGGCUUCUCCGUCCACGUACAAUACCGAAAACAAGUAGUGGGAAAGUCCGUAGAUCACUAACAAAAGAAAAGUUGGUAUCUGGUAAGCUCGAGGGUAUUCUUCUCGACCACGCUCACCAUCAGCAUCAAGCUUUCUACCAUGAUGGCCCCGGAGGCAGUCGCUCUCGAACUCGAACGGGCAGCGGAGCCACGCCCUCAGGAGGAGCAGCGACAAGAGACGGUACAGCCAGCUCUAAUCCUUCGGGCGACGCCCAUCCUAAGAACAGUAACACUUCGAAUUCGAUCACGGAUUCUUCCCACUCUGUGCAACGUGGAUCUUUGAGAGGCGACGCAUGUGUGGCGGGUGGAAGGCUCGGCCCGUCUGCCUCUCAUGGAGGGGUUCACCACGAAAAAGACCAUAAACAUCGAGGUGACGGCAGCGGCAUGAGUUCUCCUGACCAGGUGCCUGGGGCAGGCGCAGCAGCAUCCGAGUCGAGUGCACAUGUCGCUCUUACAGAGAAAGUAAAGCAGACAGUUUUCGAAGCAGCAAAGACUGUGCUCGGAAGCUCUGAGAUACCCGAAAUAGACGCUCCUCUACAUGAACUUGGUGUUGACUCAAUCGGCGCCGUAGAAUUCUCCGAACUGAUUUCUGCGGAACUUCAGGUCGACGUAGAACCGACGUUGCUAUUCAAUUAUCCAACCCUGUCAGAUGUUAUCGACUUUUUCGUGAGGGAGUUGGAAGGGAAAGGGUCCGAGGACUUGGCAGUUUCGCUGGAGAAGACAGGAGCCAGAGAAACGACGACUGCAAUCAUUGGAGCGGCCUGUAAUUUGCCCGGAGGAACCACGUCGCUGAAUGCUUUCUGGGACCUGCUCAUGUGCGGAGUCGACGCCAUUGCCGAAGUGCCUCGUUCGCGCUGGGACGUGGAGGAGUACUUCGACCCGGAUCCGGGUGCUGACGGCAAGGCAUACGUCCGUGAAGGAGGCUUCAUUGAAGAUGCAGAGAUGUUUGACGCCGCUUUCUUUCGAAUUUCUCCAUCAGAAGCAAAAUCGAUGGAUCCACAGCAGCGCCUUCUUCUAGAGGUUGCUUACGAGUCUCUCUACGAUAGCGGUUACACACGCGAAGGUUUGCAGCGGGCAAGCGUCGGUGUGUUUGUAGGGUGCUGCUCGAAUGACUGGUAUCAAGUGUGCAGUCAACUGGAGCUGGGGAUUAGCAGUUACACGACCACGAGUUAUGCCCCGUCGAUCAUUGCGAAUCGUCUGUCGUACACUUUUGGGCUCCUUGGUCCGUCUAUGACAAUCGACACUGCCUGCUCCUCGUCUCUCGUCGCACUGCACAUUGCGGCGCAGGAACUUCAGGGAGGCAGCUGCAUGUCGGCAGUCGUCGCUGGUGUCAAUCUGAUGCUGUCUCCCCACAUCACCGUGGCAUUCUGUAAAUCGCGUAUGCUGGCCCCCGAUGCUCGCUGCAAGACGUUCGACGCCAGCGCGAAUGGCUAUGUUCGCGGAGAAGGUCUCGGGUCGAUUGUCAUGAAGCGCCUGUCCCAGGCAGAGAAAGAUGACGACCGGAUCCUUUGCAUCCUGAGAGGCACCGCCGUCAACCAUGGAGGCCGGUCAGCAAGUCUGACGGCGCCUAGCGGACCAUCUCAGCAGCGUGUCAUCCGAACGGCCCUCAGACAGGCAGAGCUCACCCCGGGAGACAUAUACUUCGUUGAGACCCACGGCACGGGGACGUCUUUGGGAGAUCCCAUCGAAGUGGGGGCACUGAAGUCUGUCUUUGGUGCCAGCCGCGACGCCAAGACCAAGCCGCUGAUUCUCGGGGCUGCAAAAACGAAUAUCGGACACUUAGAAGGUGCUGCUGGUAUUGCAGGAGUUCUCAAAGCCAUGCUAGCCCUUCGGUACAAGCACAUUCCCCCCAACCUGCACUUCAAACAGAUGAAUCCACACAUUGACGUGAGAGAGUUCAACGUCGUUGUACCCACCGCUCCGAUGGCCUUCCCGAGGGAGGAUGGCGGCCGUCUGUUUGCUGGUGUGAGUUCGUUUGGUUUCGGAGGUGCCAAUGGCCAUGUCAUUCUCCAGGAAGCGUUGCAGCAACCCAGUGGAGACAAACCGCCCUGCAAACGCCACUCAAAGCGCAGUAUCAUCUGUUUCAUGUUCACCGGUGAAGGCUACGAGGUCUCUUGCAUGGGCCGGCACUUGUAUGAAACGGAUGACGUGUUCAAGGAAAUCAUCACCAAGUGCAACGAUAUUCUGAAGCGAUGGCUGAAUGUUUCUUUGCUGUCCAUCCUCUAUCCGCCGGCAGAUAAAAAAAUGGAGAUGGACAAGAUGAUGUGUCAAGCGCGUUUCGGUCAUACCGCCUUGUUCGCCUUCGAAUAUGCACUGGCUGAAUCCAUGGUCAGCAAAGGUGUGAAGCCAGAUGUUGUUUUUGGUGUGGGUCUCGGUGAGUUGGUGGCGGCAGCUUUCUCAGGAGUUAUGAGUCUUGAAGAGGCUCUCUACGUUGUGACGCAGCGCGCGAAGCUGAUCGACAAUCUCCCGCCGUUCGAGGGUGUCAUGGUCGCCUGCCGUGUCAGCGAGCAGGAGGUUGAAAUGGCCCUCUCGGAGAUGGAAAUUAACUCUCGCCAGUCCAUUUCUAUUGCUGCGGUGUAUGGACGGAAGAAUUUGAUUUUGUCUGGUGAGCAAUCGGAAAUCGACAAUGUCCUCAUGAAACUGAAUAUCGCCGGACGCUGGAAGUACCUGCCGGUGCACAACGUGCUCACAAUGAACCUUGUGUCAGAUAUCAUUCCACCCUUCACGCAUCUCAUGUCCACGGUGAAGCUCUGUCGUCCCAAAGUACGUUUGGUGAGUAGCACAACUGGAGAGUUCGUCGACAAGGAGGCUUUGUCUGGCCGCUUCUGGUCCCGGCAAGUUUCUCAAACCGUCCAGCUGCAGCAAGCCGUCGGAAACAUUGUCGCAUCUGGCUGCUCUUUGUUCGUCGAGAUCGGCCCUCAAGUUGUGCUGACAAAACUCGCCCAACAGAGCCUAAAUGGCAACGCAAAAGACGUUACAUGGGUACCCGCCUAUGACACAACAAGCGAUGAUGUUCGAGUUUUUGAGAAUGCCGUAAUGACGUGCAACGAAGCCAUCAAAAUCAUAGGCAAAGAGCGCAGCCUGGAAGAAGGUCAACAUGGCCAAGAAGAACUCAUUUUCCAUAGAAAACCCUUUCCCUGGACAGAGAUCCCACAUCCGUUCCUCAGCGGCCAUAAAUUCACGGAAAAAGAUGACGUUGUGUUUGAGAACGCCUUCCCUCGCCGAGCGAUUCCUCUGAUCGCUGACCACGCCGUGAACGGAACGGCUAUGAUGCCGGGAGCCGGCAUGCUUGAGAUGGUUGGCGCCGCCGCCCUUGCUCUCGAUCUCCGGACGACCUCCGGAGCCGUUUCCCUUGAAAAUAUCUCCUUUGAGCGACCCAUGCUUAUUGGAGCUCAUCGGGUCACCUACGAGUACAACAGAAGGCAUUCACUCGGCGAAGGAGGCGGCGCCGGCACGAGCCCUAGAACCGUCCGUACUCCACGCCUCGUGAACCACGCAUACACGCGCUUAGGUUUCCGAGAAAAGAGUGCGGAGAAGGCAAUCUCAGAAACAGCAGGGCCUGCCUCCACAGAGGGUGGCAGGACGCCAGUGGCGGGCCACCAUCACGGGAGCUACACGAAAGCCGGUGUCCUGGAAGACAUCAAAGACUACGCUCACAAUGUGCUUCGUCGCGCCGCCCAGCACGCCGAAGAGAUUGACGUUCACACUCCUGUGCCGCCAUCUAUGGCUCCUCCAAGCAUCGUUGCGAGACAUCCUAGAGAGGGAAGCUAUGGAUCCAUGAGUCGAACGAGCGGUAUUAUGGGGUCGAACGACCGCGGCGAUGGUCUGACUGUGCCCCUUAGCGUGGAGAUGGCGAUACGGUGUCGAGUGACAAAGAUGAAAGAGGUGGAACUGAGCACCGUCUGGGAUGAUGAGGUGACCGACCACUGUUUUGCGACGAUUGUCAUUGCCGACAAGAAACAAGAGACCUAUUCUUCGCUCCAGGAAGUGCGAUGCCGGUGCACAGAGCGCAUGGAUGUAAACGAGUACUACGAUAUGCUCUACGACGCUGGCCUGCAGUACGGCCCUCGCUUCCGAACGAUUCAAGAGCUGUACAGAGGGGAGAAAGAAGCUCUUGCGAGAGUCCAUUUCGUCGGGAACGUGAAGCAAGACCCGUUUGAAAGCGGAUUCCUCAUUCAUCCCGCUGUCCUAGAUGGUGCUCUUCAGGCAGCAGGCUGUCUUCUGGAACAGUCCCACAGCGGCAAUAAGGUGAUGGUACCGGUAUCUGUGGGUAGCGCGACACUGACGAAGGUCGAAGUGUUUCAGCCAUGCUGGGCUCAUGUCCGCCUGGAGGAGACAAAGUCAAAGGCAGCCACCCUCAACGUUACUAUUUACGAUGAAGUGACCAGGGAAGUUGUUGCUUCACUCCAGAAUGCGGUCCUCCGCCAAGUCGACCCGUCUGCAAGUGUGGUGGCAACGAUACCGAAAGAUCUGCUGUGGAAAGUGAAUUGGCAGUUGGUUGUCGAAGGCGACAAGGAGGUCGUCGGCCGGACACCGAAGGUGCUGUUUAUCGGUGGCAACAUUGAGCUUUCAGAAGCCCUGGAAAACGCCAUGGGAUCCACCUGCAAGACUCUGAGUGUGGAUGCGCUUCCGAGAGAAAAGGCGGAACUGCAGAAGGUCUUGGAUGCCGAACAGUGGCAGGCAAUAGUUUAUGUUGAGGCCGUCACUGCGGGAGUGUACGACGCCCUGGAUGUGAUGAAUGCAGCUGUGCGUCUCGUCCAAGCACACUACCUCAAUCUCAACAGCGGCAAAGCUGUCGGGGCGCUCUGGUUCGUGACACGGGACACCGUCUUCCGCGAUAAUGGCGCAGACAAACCAGGAGUUGAGAUUCCCGCGCACGCAGGCCUCUGGGGUUUGGCAAAAGCGGCAAGACUAGAGAUGGAAGUAUCUGCAGGCUCGCCCAUCAGCAUGGGCUGCCUCGACGUCUCUGGUGCCGAUGUCUCCUCUAUGGCUCAACAGAUCCUACAUGCCUUGAAGUCGAAGGUGCUCACCAUGCGCGAAACUGAGGUGGCGGUUCGGGAGGACGGUCUGUAUGUGUCUCGCCUUGCGCCUCAGACCGAAGUGGAUGUGCGAGGCGCCAUCGAGUUCCACAUGCCAGAACGGGGAGCUAUUUCGAAUCUGGUGUUGCGACCCCAGGCGUUCGCUUCCCGCCUGCCGCCUGAAGACGGCCAGAUUGAAUUGCGCGUCCGUGCUGUCGGCCUGAACUUCCGCGAUGUCCUCAACGUCAUGGGACUUUAUCCGGGGGACCCCGGUCCGCCAGGCGCAGACUGCGCGGGCGUGGUUGUGGCUGUUGGUGACAACGUUGAGCACAUCGAAGUCGGAGACUGUGUCUUCGGUGUUGCCCAAGGUUGUCUUCGAACUUACGUUACUACGGACUCCCAGCUUCUGCGCAGAAUGCCGGAAUCGAUGACUUUCGAACAGGCAGCAGCACUGCCUGUCGUCGCGACCACAGUUGAGUAUGCGUUGCAUGACUUAGCCAAGGUGAAGGCUGGAGACAAGGUCCUCAUUCACGCUGUCACGGGAGGAGUCGGUCUCGUGGCGGUGCAGUUAUGCAAGCGCGUCGGCGCCACUGUUUACGGUACGUGCAGUGGAGGGAAGAAGGACGCGUUUGCCAAGUCCAUGGGGGUCCAGUACGUUUCCAGCAGUCGUGAUGCGAAGGCGUUUGCCGAGGACAUGCGCACCUUCUUAGGCGAGGACGGCAAAGUCGACGUCGUCCUCAACUGUCUCAUUGACGACUUCAUUCCAGAGUCGCUGAAACUCCUUGGGCCGUACGGCAGGUUCAUGGAACUGGGGAAACGCGGCGUGUGGUCGAAGGAAAAGGUGGCUGCCGAGCGCCCAGAUGUCCAGUACGAGUUGAUUGCAGUGGAUGAAAUGAUGGAGAAGGACCCGAUUUGGUUCGGUGGAAUGCUUGUGCGCGUUCGAGGACUCGUGGCAGAACAAAAGAUUCAACCGUUGCCCAUGCAUGUCUUCGAUUUGGCAGACACCGGUGAGAACGGAGGCGUCGCCGCUUUCCGAUUCAUGCAGCGGGCCCAGCACAUGGGUAAAGUUGUUCUCAAGAUCCCCAGUCCUGUGGAAGAAGCGUCGAAAAACGGCUCUAUUGUGAUCACGGGUGGCCUAGGCGCCCUCGGCAUGGUCGUCGCUGGCUGGUUGGCUGAAGAAGGAGCGAGACACAUCUGCCUCCUGUCGCGGCGGGAAGAGGCUCCCCAGCCCGGAGAGAUCCCCGGCUGGGACUGGCUGCGCACGAUCAACUGCGAUGUCCAGUUCUUCAGCUGCGACGUGUCAAAGUACGACAGCAUCCGCUCCGUCUUGAGGACUAUCCAGACGAGUGUGGCUCCUAUAACCGGCAUCAUCCACACAGCGGGGGCACUCGCUGACGCGCUCCUCGACAGCCAGACACCGGAGUUGAUGAAGAAGGUGUACAAUGGGAAAGUCCAAGGGGCGUGGAACUUGAACCGGGCGUUGGAGGAAUUAGGUUUGAAUGAACAGUUGAAACUUUGUGUCUUCUUCUCCUCAGUUACUUCUCUGUUUGGGAACUUUGGCCAGGCGAACUACUGUUCGGCAAACGCCUGCCUCGACGCCCUCGCCCAGUGGCGCCGCGCAAAGGGUCUCUGUUGUCAGAGCAUUCAGUGGGGCCCUUGGAUCGAGCAGGGUAUGGCGGCAGAGCUCAAGCAGCAGGUGGAAAGGAACGGCAUGAAAGGCAUCAGCAAUGAAGUGGGACUGAGAGUGUUGCACGACGCCAUCCGCCAGCAAGAGAAAGCCACUCCAGUCAUUGGGUGUCAGGCAAUCAAGUGGAAGCUGUUCAUGCACCGAUACAUUGAACAACCUCCGUUCUUCACAAACAUUGAGAUGGACCUCCAGGUGACUUCGCAUGACUCAAAUACCGUCCUACGUAAUCUACCUCCGUCGGAACGGCGCGACUACAUCAAGGCCCAAGUUGCUGCGGCAGCUCGCCAGGUGCUUGGAAGUAGCUCCCCACCGCCCUUCGACACGCCUCUUCAGGAUGUUGGAGUCGAUUCACUGGGCGCUGUCGAGUUUCGGAAUGUGCUGUCCAAGAAACUCGGGGUCAAAUUGUCGGCGACAACACUCUUCGACUAUCCCACGCUUAAUGCAAUCAUCGACCACCUCUGCGAGGUAUUUGGCGAAAGCAGCCAGAAAGACAAUCUCUCAACCAAGUUGGGAGCGCUCUCUGAAAACGACCUCGUCCAAGAGGGCAUGGCAAUAGUUUCUAUGUCUUGCCGACUUCCAGGCAAUUCCACUUGCCCCGAUCUUUUCUGGGAUAUGUUAAUGCGCUGCACGGACUGUGUGUGCGACAUUCCCUUGACGCGGUGGAACGCCGAGGAGGUGUAUAGCGAAGAUCCAGAUCUCCCCGGCAAGUGCUACACGCGUCGAGGCGCCUUCAUUGAGAACGCAGAAUACUUUGACAAUUCGUUUUUCGGUAUCUCUCCCUCCGAGGUCAAGCACAUGGAUCCGCAGCAGAGGCUACUUCUCGAAGUCGCUUAUGAAGCUUUUGCGGGUGCAGGAUUGACGAAGGAGAAGCUUCUUGGGGCGAACAUUGGUGUCUUCGUUGGGGCAUGCAACCACGACUGGACGUAUUUGAUCCAAGAAGACAAAAUAUCCGCAUACACGGGAACUGGAUCAGCGGGAAGUGUGAUCGCGAAUCGUGUCUCCUACUGCUUGGGAUUGAGGGGCCCUUCUGUCCCUGUCGACACGGCGUGUUCUUCCUCUCUGGUUGCUGCGGACUUCGCGUUCGAAAAGCUCAUGCUGCGAGACUGCACCAUGGCCCUUGUGACGGGCGUCAACCUCAUGCUGACUCCGCACUUGUUCAUUGCCUUUUCGAAGGCCCGGAUGUUGUCCCCCGACUGCAAAUGCAAAACCUUUGACGCUUCCGCCGACGGGUACGUCCGCGGGGAAGGAGCAGGUGCAGUGUUGAUGCUUCCAUACGCCGAUGCGAAGGCAAAGCAAAUGACUAUCCAAGCUGUGGUGAAAGGCACUGCAUGCAACCACGUGGGAAGAAGCGCGAGCUUGACUGCGCCGAACGGCCCGAGCCAGGCAGAAGUCAUUCGCAUGGCACUCCGGCGUGCUGGGAUGAAGCCGAACGAUUUGAAAUUCAUGGAGAGUCACGGGACCGGAACGUCUCUUGGAGAUCCGAUUGAGGUGAACGCCGUGCGCACUGUAUUCGCACCUGGCCGCGAAAAAACGAAGCCUCUGCUGAUUGGCGCCGUGAAAACCAAUAUUGGGCACUUGGAGGGGUCUUCUGGAAUUGCUGGACUGAUCAAGGCUUGCUUGGUCCUCAGCCGCCGCGAGAUUCCACCCAACCUCCAUUUCAAGACGCUGAACCCACACAUCAACAUCGAGGACUUCCCUGUGCAGUUUGUCACAGACUUUGUCUCUCUCGACUCCGUCGAGUCCACGCGAAAGAAGAACACCGCCGGUGUCAGUUCCUUUGGCUUCGGAGGCGUGAACGCCCACGUGCUCCUCGAGGAAGCAACGCGCGACCAGAAUGCGACUCGCAAGGAGGAAAACCGACCCAAAAUCUGUUUCAUGUUCACCGGACAGGGGUCGCAGUACGUCGGUAUGGGUCGGCACCUAUAUGAGAAGGAGCCUGUGUUCAGAGAGGCGAUUACUCGCUGUGUGGAGAUUGCCAAGGAGUAUCUGCCACUGCCUCUCCUGAGCGUCAUCUAUCCCUCUCCGGAUGAAAGGGAUAAGAUGCAAGAGGCCAUCAACGAAACCCUUUACUCGCAGCCUGCAGUGUUUGUGAUCAGCUACGCGCUCUUGGAGCUGUGGAAGUCACGAGGUGUGGAGCCGGACAUGGUCAUGGGUCACAGUCUUGGCGAGUACAUUGCGGCCGUUUGCUCAGGCGUCAUCUCCAUCCAAGAUGGCUUGAAACUAGUCCUCAAGCGCGCCCAAAUCAUGAGCCGCGCACCGUCGCGCAACGGAGUGAUGGUCGCCUGCCGCGCAACUGCGGAGCAAGUGGAAGAGGCGAUCCACACGCUGUUCGGGGACGGCGAGAAGAAUGUCGCAUUGGCGUCAGUGAACGGUCUGAAGAGCGUAAUUGUGUCUGGGAAUCAGCAAGACGUCCAGGCCGUGCUGAGGCAGCUCGGCGCUGCUUCUCGGGCCAAGAUGCUUCGCGUCUCUCACGCCUUCCAUUCGCCGCUCGUGAAGGACACUGUCGCCCCAUUCAAGCGCGUCCUGGAGACGGUUCGCCUCAGCAAGCCUCGAGUCAUGUUUGUCAGCACCGUCACUGGAAAGGUGGCGAGAGAUGAGUUACAAAAUACGAACUACUGGGCCGAGCACAUCACAAAAGUUGUCCGGUUCUGUGACGCCGUCCAGGCGUGCAUUGCACAAGGAGCAAAGAUUAUGGUGGAAGUGGGUCCGCGCCCUACGCUGUCGAACAUGGGCAAGGGCUGUCUUCCACAGACGACUGCAGACGAAGUUCAGUGGAUCAACUCGCUGGAGCCGGAGACGCUGUCGAGCGCUGUCUUCGACUCUCUCUCCGCGCUCGCCAAGGCCGGAAGCGGCGCCAUGCCUGCUGUGUUUGACCGGAAAUUCUUUCCGUGGACAGAGACAUGCCACCCGCUCCUGGGUGGGAAGAAUACCCGACCGGACGGCUCUGUCGUCUAUUCGGCCCUCCUGCGAGACUUGGUUAAGGCACUGUUCCUCGACCACGUGGUGUACGGCAAGGCGUUGCUGCCGGCGACGUGCUUGAUCGAAAUGAUGGCUUCAGCCACCACGCACAUGAUUUCGAACCACGACGAAGAGAAGCUCGUGGCCCUGUCUCAGGUCGUUUUCGAGAAGCCUCUGCUCGUGCCCGACGAGACGUCCCUCAGCGUGCUGGUGACUGUCGAAACACGCGGCCAAGUGCGGGUUGCCAGUCAAGUUUCCAACAGCGAAGAGGAGGCGGAGGACCACGCCGUUUGCCAAGUGAACAUCGUUGACGCACUGCCAGCGGCUCCGGCGUUGACGGAGAUCCGUGCACGCUGCAAAACCGAGAUCGAGGCGAGUCAGCUGUAUGCGCAGCUCCACAACGUCGGUCUACAGUAUGGGCCCCGUUUCCAGACGAUCGUGAAGGUCUUCAAGGGGGAAGACGAAGUUCUCGGUCUCCUGCAAGCUCAGAAUGUGACCAACUUUGAGACGGGGUUCAUGAUGCAUCCCGCCGUUCUUGACGGUGCGCUGCAGCUCUCAGCUGUCCUGGCUUUCGAGAAGGGCAGCUCCAGGGCAAUGGUUCCUUUCGGCGUCGACACUGUCCUCCUCAAGAGUUGCCCGCCUGACAAGGAGCUCUGGGCGCGCGUGGUAAUGAACAGAAAAGGCGUCUCAUCGGCGUCAGCCACUGUCCACCUCUACGACUUCGACGGCGAACCGAUUGCUGUUCUGAUGGGCGUUACGCUUCGGCCGAUCGAAUUUAACACGGCCGCAGAUAUCCCCCGUGAGCUUCUCUGGGAGGUCGAGUGGGAAUCUGCCGGGUCCUACUCGAUGCCGCAAGACGGCUCGUUAGCGACGCCUUCUGGAACAGAUGACUCUGGUGCAGAAGACGUGACUCGAACACCCAGUCCCCUGGUCACUGGCGAGAACGAGAACACGCCAUCGAGAGAGGUCCCGUCUGCUCUGCCUGGGUUGUCCACGGAGACGCCCAGAGCGUCUAAGCCUUUAUCGACUGACGAGACUUCUGGUGCCGUCCUGAACAAGUCCGUGCACAGUGUCCUUCUGGUCGACUACGCCGGUGGCCACCGCGAGGUCGUCGCCUCGAUUCGGGACACCUGCGACGUCGAGGUGGAGGUUCUGAGCAAGCCAGGGAGUCCCGAACUAUACGCCCAGCAGCUGCGCCAGUUCGCUGAGGUGGUAGCCACAAAAACGGAGACGGUGCCCCUGUCAACGAUCCUCUUCCUGGCCCUCGAUGAGGCAACACCGGCCGAGCAGCUUGCAGGAGGCCUGCUGGAAACAGUCAAAGUUUUCGCCGUUGAGAAGUUCAAAAAGCUUCCUUGCAUUUGGGUGCUCACCUCGGGCGCUCAGGGUCCCACGCGAAGCGUCGUUUCCCCCAAGCAUGCAGGGCUUUGGGGUCUGAUGCGCACGGUGCGACUCGAGUUGGAGAUGCAGAUCGGAAAGAUGGUCCGGUUCGGUUGCGUCGAUUUGGACAAAAAUCUAGAAGUCAGUGUCGCGCUCCACUUCAUUCUGCAGAAGCGAACAGAAGAGCCGUUUGAGGCUGAGAUGAUUCUCAGGUGCCCGUCUGAGGACUCCGAAAAGGAACCGGGAACCGCUGAGGUUGUCAACAGGAGAGAGCGCAGCGCCAGCUUUGUCUCUGUUGGUCCCGAGCCUGUGGUUCCAAGUACCACCGACGCUUCUGCCAAGUCCAGUGUGACGUCGGAUAGGAUGGCUCUUACACCUGGGGCGCUGUCGUGUUUCGACGAAACCGCGAAUUCGACAGAGAAGCUGAUCUUCAAUGCCUUCUGCCCUCGCCUGCACCGCUCACCCAUUCCAGUCAGAGGUGCCGUCGAACUGCACAUGCCGGAGCGGGGAGCUAUCUCGAACCUAGUCCUCCGGCCACAAGCCUUCGCGAGCAGGACAGCGCCGCAGAGCCACGAGUGCGAGAUCCGCGUCAGAGCGAUCGGCCUGAACUUCAGAGACGUCCUGAACGUGAUGGGGCUCUACCCUGGGGACCCUGGUCCCCCCGGCGCUGACUGCGCUGGUACAGUCGUGGCAGUGGGGAGCGGCGUGAGGCACCUUAAGGUGGGCGACUCUGUUUACGGCAUUGCUCAGGGUUGCCUUCGCACGUACGUGACAACGAACGGCAACUUGAUGCGUCGAAUGCCGGAAUCGCUGACUUUCGAGCAGUCGGCUGCCUUGCCUGUAGUCGCGGCAACUGUUGAAUAUGCUCUGCACGACUUAGCCAAAGUCAAAGAGGGAGACAAAGUUCUUAUCCAUGCAGUCACCGGUGGCGUUGGCCUCGCUGCCUUGCAAUUCUGCAAGCGGGUGGGUGCGACAGUCUACGGCACAUGCAGCGGAGGGAAGAAGGCCGCAUACGCAAAGUCUCUGGGAGUGAAGUACUUGACGAGCAGCCGCGAUGCGAGCGCCUUCGCGGAAGACAUGCGCGAGUUCCUCGGGGAGGAAGAAAAAAUCGAUGUCGUACUCAACUCGCUUAUUGAUAACUUCAUCCCUGAGUCCGUCAAGCUGCUGGCCCCAGGUGGCCGCUUCAUGGAACUCGGCAAACGCGGAAUCUGGACCAAGGCACAGAUGGCUGCCGAGCGCCCUGAUGUGUACUAUGAAACAAUUGCUGUGGACACAAUGAUGCAAGAGGAUACUGUGUGGUUUGGAGGAAUGCUCGAUCGCAUUCGUGACCAUGUUGACAGUGGGAACAUUCCGCCUUUGCCUCUGCAUGUCUUCGAGAUGACUGAUCCUCUAGCCGGCGGCGUGGCUGCCUUCCGAUUCAUGCAGCGCGCCCAGCAUAUCGGAAAGGUUGUCAUCCGCAUUGCGAGUGACCUUGAGGUGAAGAUUCCUUCGACCACCGAACCUGCUGCCACAGAGACCGCUAUGCUUGCGGAGGCGGGCACCCAAGGCAAUGCGUCAAUCGGUACUUCUACACAACAAAUUGCCGACAGAACAUAUUUGAUCACUGGUGGCAUGGGAGGCUUGGGUCUGGUUGUUGCACAGUGGCUGGUCGAGGAAGGUGCCAGGCAUAUUGUUCUGCUGUCCCGGAGAGGCGAGCCAUCUGACACAGUGAAACAGAGCUCGAUAUGGGAGUACCUGACGGAGAAGGAACGAACUUGUGUGUCGGUGUUGCCCCUCAAGUGCGACGUGUCCGUCAAGGACGACAUUGUCAGCGCAGUAAAGGAGAUCGAGGCCCGCGGCUUCCCGCCCAUUCGAGGUAUCUUCCACGCAGCCGGUGUCACAGCAGAUGCUUCUUUGGCGAACCAAACGCGCGAGGCCAUCGAGCAAGUGUACCUGCCCAAGGUGACAGGUGCUUGGAACCUCCACGAGGUCUGUGAGUCUAUGGGGUUGGACAAGAAUCUUGACAUGUUCGUCAUGUUUUCCUCUGUCGCGGCACUGUUGGGGAACUUUGGUCAGGCGAACUACUCGGCGGCGAAUGCUUGCCUGGACGCUUUGGCGGAGUACCGCCGGGCUCGCGGCCUCUGCGCACAAAGCAUUCAAUGGGGUCCAUGGAUAGAGCAGGGUAUGGCAGCGGACCUCCGGCAAGCUCUCGACAAAGUCGGCAUGCGAGGGAUUAGUAACGAACUGGGAACGCGCGUUCUCAGCGAGGUAGUUCGCAACCCGCGUCGAGCAACCACAGUUCUCUGCCAGUCGGUCAUCUGGAAGAAGUUCCUUCAAAGGUACGAACGCGUGCCGCCUCUAUUUAAAAACACACGGGCCGGACAGGGCGCAACUGCGGACUCGAGCCUAAUGCUGCGAACGAUGACAGCAGAAGAAAGGCGAGCGUACGUGGAGAAAACUGUCCGGGAGGUGGUCAAGCAGGCUCUGGGGCUGGCGGACUCGCCACCAAUGGAUUUGCCAAUGCAAGAGCUGGGAAUCGACUCCAUAGGCGCAGUCGAGCUGCGCAACGCCCUCUCAAGCCGCCUCGGUGUAAAAAUGCCCGCGACGGCUAUGUUCGACUAUCCCACAUUGGAUGCGAUGGUCGAUUACAUCAAUUCAACGCUUGCGGAACAGUGCGCGGGUACCGAGCAAGAUGUGAGUGCGGAGACCCAGAUGAAUUUGGUUCCCCAAAUCAUGCACAGACUUGAAGGGAACAUCGCAGUGACAAGUGUCGCUGUCCACCUUCCUGGAAGCGUCCACAACGCUGAAGAGUUCUGGGAUAUGAUGCAUCAAAUGCGAGAUUGCAUCACGGAGGUGCCUUUGACCCGAUGGAACAUGUAUACUUUCUUUGACCCCGAUCCGGACACACUGGACACGUCUUACGCCAAACUCGGAGGCUUCAUUGAAGAUGCCGACAUGUUCGACAACACCUGUUUCAACAUUAGCCCUGCGGAAGUGCGCGUUAUGGAUCCUCAACAGCGUAUCAUUUUAGAAGUUGCAUAUGAGGCCAUGGUCAGUGCCGGAUACACCAGCAGUGGCCAAGCUAGCCAGCAGUCCAUAGGUUGCUUCAUUGGUUGCUGCAAUGCUGACUGGCAUAUGCUUGACGUGCCAUCGGGGCCCUUCACAGGGACGGGGAGCUCAACCUCAAUCAUCUCCAACCGCAUUUCGUAUACCCUAGGUCUCCGCGGCCCUUCUUUGACUGUCGACACGGCUUGCUCCUCGUCGCUAGUGGCUAUGGACAACGCCAUGUGCAAAAUCAUUGAGGGAUCUUGCUCGGCGGCUCUCGUCGGAGGUGUGAACCUCAUGCUUUCUCCCCAUCUCUUCAUCUGCUUCAGCAAAGCUCGGAUGCUGUCUCCCGACUGUCGUUGCCGAACAUUCGAUCACCGGGCAAAUGGGUAUGCUCGAGGAGAAGGCGCGGGUGCUGUCUUUUUGAAGCCACUGCAAGCCGCACGGAAAGACGACAGCACAAUCCUUGCUGUCGUGCGAGGGUCCGCCAUCAACCACGACGGCCGCAGUGCAAGCCUGACUGCGCCAAAUGGUCCAGCUCAACAGGCUGUCAUCCGGGCGGCCCUACAGAGUGGAGGUGUUAAACCUGCCGACAUUACCGUACUCGAGUCCCAUGGCACAGGUACACAGCUCGGAGACCCUAUCGAGGUCGGUGCGAUCAAGGCGGUGUUUAUGCACCACCGCGGCGCAGACAACCCCAUAUAUAUCGGAGCACUCAAGACAAACAUUGGCCACCUUGAAGGUGCAGCAGGCAUAGCCUCAUUUAUCAAGUUGGUGUUGUGUCUGCGUCGUCGUGAGCUUCCGGCCAACCUGCAUUUCCAGCAGCUAAAUCCGCACAUCGACAUGACGGACUUCUCUGCGGUUUUCCCCAAGGCCACUGUAGAUCUGCCUGUGACUCGUAAAUUGUUCGCUGGUGUUAGCUCGUUCGGUUUCGGUGGCGCAAAUGCGCAUGUAGUGAUCGAGGAACACUUUGAGCUUUCCAAUGCGGCGGAGGCGCCGCAGAAGCAGACGGCACCUGUGAAGAGGGAACGGCGAUCGUUCCCGUGGUAUCAGGCUUUUCAUCCGAUGUUGGGGCACGAAACGAAGACCGAGGUGGAUGAGAGGAAAAUCGACAUGGAGAUCAGGCGCGACGUCUUUGACCUUCUGGCGCAGCACAUGGUUGAAGGCAGACCUGUGAUGCCAGCGGCAUGCUAUCUUGAAACGCUGACUUCGGCCGCAUGCACCAGCGAGUUUUUACACCCUUGCUCACGCAAGAUGCUUCGUCCCAAUCACCACGCAGCGGUCACGCUGGAAGACAUUGAAUUCCAGCGUCCCAUGAUCCUCGAGGCUCCGGAGGGCCACGGCCACCAGAUCUUUCAGAUUCUAACAGCGAGUCUGGGUCCGAACGGAAACGCCUCGAUUUCGAGCUUAAAGACGGGCGACGAGGAGCAAUUCAUCCACGCGACUUGCCGACUGUCCAGUGUGAAUGACACUACGGCAUUCACGCGCACACCUGAGGAGAACCUGAAAUUCCUAGAUGAAGAUACAAACCGUGUUCCCGUAGACGUGGGAGAGAUGUACGAGAAACUGUGGAAGAAUGGGUUGAUGCUCGGACCCCAAUUCCGCACCAUUCAUUCGAUCGAAUGCAGUCCAAGGACAGCCAAGGUGAAGCUGCAACUGCCCCAGACUCCUACGUCCUGUGAACUUGGUUUCCGCAUGCACCCGUGUGUUCUGGACGGAACGUUUCAAACCGUUGGACCGCUCGUCUUGGCACACGACGAACAAGCCCGGAAAGACGGCUCUUCGAGCAACGUUGGAACUAUGAAGCUGAUGAUCCCCUUCAUGAUCCAGCGUAUCACGUUGACGUCUAUGCACGGAGUCUCAAAUGCCCUCUGGGCCCACGUUGCUCUGGUGAAGCGUGAGUCAAACCAGGCAAUUGUGAACAUCGACAUCAUGUCGAUGACCGGAGAGCCAGUUUGCUGUCUGAAAGAGCUGACGAUGCGGCGCCUCGACCCAGUCCCUGUUGCAGAAAUUCCCCGAGAACUGACGUGGACGGUUGACUGGGAAGAGGGCCAGAAUGUGGACCCAGUCCCUGCAAACGCAGUCGAGGUUGUGGCUAUCGACCCCCUGGGGAUGCAGCACACCGUGAUCAAAGAGCUUAAACAGAAGGGUUUCGCUUCAGUACAGGUGUUUGAGCGCGAUUCCUCUGUCGAGGAAGUUCUUCGCGUCCUUCGCAUCUCGUCAUCUGGAGAUUCGCCGACCUCGCUCACCCCCGCGUCGGCUGCAGCCGGUGAAGCAGCCAAAUCGACCUCCCUGCCGCACAGAGUCGUGCUUUUCCUUGGCACAGGCGGCGCAAACGACGCCAUCGAGGCACUCGACUGCUUGCUUCAGCUGUCGUCUGGCUUAGAGAAAGCUGCCAAGGAAGAUCGGCAACAGGAGUUCUACCCGAUAUGGAUUCUCACCAAAGGCUCACAAAGCCACCGCGACAAAGGUCGGGUCUCCAACCCCGUCCACGCGGGUCUCUGGGGUUUCGCACGUACAGCACGACUCGAGAUCUCCGCUCAAACAAGCAAAGAAGCGAGCAUUGGGUGUGUUGAUCUCGGCCCCGAGUGUCGUGUGGCUGAUGUCGUGCAGCACCUCGCGGCAAUUCAAAGUCAAGAGAAGUAUGAGAGAGAAAUUCUGUUCGACGAAGUUGAAGAAGUGGAAGACCAGAAACGUGAGAAGGGUAAGCCCCCCUCCGGUUCGAAGCGCCUGAAACACUUUGUUUCUCGCCUCGCACGCUCACCUUUGAACGUCAGAGGGGCUCUGGAGCUCCACAUGUCCGAUCGUGGGUCGAUCACCAACCUAACUCUCAGACCCCAAUCCUACGCUGCCAGAGUUACGCCAAAGGGGGAUAUGGUCGAGCUGCGCGUCCGAGCUGUCGGCCUGAACUUCCGUGAUGUCCUUAAUGUGAUGAAUCUCUACCCUGGAGAUCCGGGUCCACCAGGAUCUGACUGCGCUGGGACAGUCGUGGCAGUGGGCGAUCGCGUGAAGCACUUGAAGGUCGGCGAUUCUGUCUAUGGGGUCGCGCCCGGGUGUCUGAAGACGUACGUCACGACCAACUCCCAAAUCAUACGGAAGAUGCCUGCCUCCAUGUCUUUCGAAGAAGCGGCAGCGCUGCCGGUCGUUGCGACGACAGUUGAGUACGUGCUCAACGACCUUGCGAAGGUCAGGGCUGGGGAAAAGGUGUUAAUCCACGCAGUUUCCGGAGGCGUGGGCAUCGCCGCUGUACAGUUCUGCAAGCGUGUCGGCGCCGUGGUCUACGGUACGUGCAGCAGUGAGAAAAAGAGGGAAUUUGUGGAGUCUCUUGGAGUCAAAUACGUGGCGAGCAGUCGCGAUCCCGAGAAGUUCACGGCAGAAAUGAAAACGUUUCUGGGAGAGGAAGGCAGAGUAGAUGUCGUCCUCAACUCCCUGAUUGACAAGUUUAUUCCUGCAUCGCUUGCCCUUCUCGGAAAAGACGGUCGCUUCAUUGAACUCGGCAAACGAGGCAUAUGGACCCACGAGCAAAUGCGGGCGCAGCGCCCAGAUGUAUACUACGAAGCCGUUGCCAUUGACGUUAUGAUAAGCGAAAAUCCUCGCUGGUUUGGCAUCAUGCUCGACCGCGUCCGUACGCUUGUCGAACGCAAGCAACUUCUCUCCCUGCCGCUUACCGUCUUCAACAUGAAUGACCCGAAUGAGGGCGGCGUCGCAGCUUUCCGGUUCAUGCAGAAGGCCCAACAUGUCGGGAAAGUCGUUGUCGCUAUUCCCAGCGCUCUGGACUUUGAACGAAGCACCGUCGGCCCUCCCACGACACCGCAGAAGACUUACGUGAUCACUGGUGGCAUGGGAGGCUUGGGUCUGGUUGUUGCACAGUGGCUGGUCGAGGAAGGUGCCAGGCAUAUUGUUCUGCUGUCCCGGAGAGGCGAGCCAUCUGACACAGUGAAACAGAGCUCGAUAUGGGAGUACCUGACGGAGAAGGAACGAACUUGUGUGUCGGUGUUGCCCCUCAAGUGCGACGUGUCCGUCAAGGACGACAUUGUCAGCGCAGUAAAGGAGAUCGAGGCCCGCGGCUUCCCGCCCAUUCGAGGUAUCUUCCACGCAGCCGGUGUCACAGCAGAUGCUUCUUUGGCGAACCAAACGCGCGAGGCCAUCGAGCAAGUGUACCUGCCCAAGGUGACAGGUGCUUGGAACCUCCACGAGGUCUGUGAGUCUAUGGGGUUGGACAAGAAUCUUGACAUGUUCGUCAUGUUUUCCUCUGUCGCGGCACUGUUGGGGAACUUUGGUCAGGCGAACUACUCGGCGGCGAAUGCUUGCCUGGACGCUUUGGCGGAGUACCGCCGGGCUCGCGGCCUCUGCGCACAAAGCAUUCAAUGGGGUCCAUGGAUAGAGCAGGGUAUGGCUGCAGACUUGAAAGCCUUGGCAGAGAAGGCAGGACUUCGGGGCAUUUCCAACGAACUUGGCAUUAGGGUGUUGGUGGAAGCCGUACGCAACUCGAAGACGGUGGUGACCUUCCUAGCCCAGUCGUUCAUCUGGAAGAGGUUCGUGCAGCGCUUCGAUGUCGUACCACCGUUCUUUAGCAACAUCGAAUUCGAAACCGCCUCGCCAGGUGCUUUCAGAGUGCUGUAUAGCUCAAUGACACCUGACGAGCUCCACACCUACGUCUCGAAUGUCGUUCUGGACACGGCGCGGCAGGUUCUGGGAACAAGUGAACUUCCCGCUUUAGAUUCACCGUUGCAGGAGUUAGGUAUCGAUUCUCUAGGGGCUGUGGAGUUGCGAAACUCUCUCUCACAGCGCCUCGGCGUCAAGCUCUCCGCAACCACCCUCUUCGACUACCCCACUAUCCGAGCCAUCAUCGACUAUAUAGUCAACCAGGUGUCCGGAGAAGCGUCUGCCGCAAAAGCGACGAGUGGUGCUCUCGUAUCCGCCGGUCUUGCAGCGGGAAGGAACAGUCCCAUCGCCGUUGUUGGCUACUCUUGCCGACUUCCUCAGGGCAGCGAGACUCCAGACAAACUGUGGGAGAUGCUCAGAAGGGCCCAAGAUUGUGUAGUGGAAGUCCCGUUGACACGCUUCGAUGUUGACAUGUUCUACGACUCCGAUAUAGAUGCGAAGGGGAAGAUGUAUGUGAGGAAGGCAUGUUUCAUGGACGACGCGGACAUGUUUGACAAUUCCUUCUUCAACAUCUCAGCCGCAGAGGUCACCUACAUGGAUCCACAGCAGCGUGUUAUGCUUGAAGUUGCCUACGACGCCUUCUACAGCGCAGCGUACUCCCGGGAGCACCUCAUCGGAAAGAACUACGGAGUCUGGAUAGGCUGUUGCAAUUCGGAUUGGCAUUUUCUGGAACAGCAAAGCAAUCCAGAUAAAAGCAGCAGUUACUCGGGUCCUGGUGGGUCAGGUUGCCUGGUUUCCAACCGUCUCUCAUACGUUUUUGGCCUGAAAGGUCCCAGCAUGACAAUCGACACGGCUUGCUCGUCUUCCCUUGUCGCCGCGGAUUGCGGCGCGCAAGCUAUGCGGUUCGGGUACUGUGAUGGAGCCUUAAUCGGUGGUGUCAAUCUCAUGCUUUCCCCUCAGCUCUUUCUUGCCUUCUGCAAGGCCCGCAUGCUGUCUCCAGAUUGCCGCUGUGCAACGUUCGACGAAAAAGCAAAUGGCUACGUGCGUGGAGAGGGUGCAGGUGCGAUUAUGCUCCGUCACCUGGCCGAUGCCCAACGAGAAGGCAAGCGCAUUCUUGGAAUCGUCAGAGGUACUGCUGUCAAUCACGAUGGCCGCAGUGCAAGUCUCACAGCGCCCAACGGUCCUGCGCAGCAAGACGUCAUUCGCAGCGCACUUCAGAUUGGAGGCGUGGAUCCUCUGGAUGUCGCUUUAGUUGAAUCUCAUGGAACAGGCACGGCUCUUGGAGAUCCCAUCGAGAUGGGGGCCAUCAAAGCUGUUUAUGGAGCUGGGCGAUCAGCCGACAGUCCAUUGGUCGUUGGUGCGCUCAAGUCAUACAUUGGGCACUUGGAAGGAAGCUCAGGAAUUGCUGGAAUUCUGAAGGUACUUCUGUGUCUACGCCAUCAUGAGGUGCCUCCGAAUCUUCAUUUCGACACACCAAACCCCCACAUGGACCUUUCGGAUUUCCACGUGGUGCUCCCGAAGAAACAAAUGAAACUCCAGCCGGCCCAAAAGAGUUCCACGAUCCUCGGAUCUGUCAGUUCCUUUGGGUUCGGAGGAGCCAACGCCCACGUAGUCUUCGAAGAGUAUCCCGAACCGACCAUGGCGACGGACGUUGGCGGCGAACGUCGAUCGACAGAAGCGGCAGAGUCAGCCGGGAAGAAGCGUCUUGCCUUUCUUUUCACUGGACAGGGGUCACAGUAUCCUAAUAUGUGCAAACAGCUGUACGAGGAGGAGCCAGUGUUCCGCUCACACAUGGACGCAUGCUUCACUGUUUUGGAAGGCAAACUCGACGUGAAGCUGAGAGACGUGAUAUAUCCCACAGCAGAAAAUGACGUGGAGAUGCUGAAUCUGCUGAACCAGACAGGCUACUCUCAGCCUGCGAUCUUCUGUGUCGAGUACGCCCUCGCCCAGCUGAUGAUCAGCAAAGGCUUCAGUCCGAGCGUUGUCAUGGGUCACAGUUUAGGUGAGUAUGCUGCCGCAGCCAUUGCAGGAGUGAUGGACUGGAAGGAUGCCCUUCUUCUCGUGCACGAACGCGCCUCGAUAAUGCAGCACAUAGAUCCAAAUGACGGUGUCAUGUACGCGUGCCGCGCAAGCGAGCAGGACGCUCAGGCGGCCGUUGAGAAGGCUCUCGGGGAAAAAGCCGUUGCCGUCACUGUAUCUGCAAUCAACGGCCCGAGGAGCAUCGUCCUGGCAGGCACCCAGCCCGACGUCCUUGCAGUUCUCAAAGCUAUGGACAUGCAGUCGAGAGCGAAACAGCUCACUGUUUCGCAUGCUUUCCACUGUCCAUUGGUCGGAGAAGCGGCUGCACUUCUCUUGCCAAAGGUAGAAUCAGUGAAGCUGUCGAAUCCGAACGAAGGCAUUACAUUCAUUUCCACUGUCACCGGGAAGGCUGUCGGAGCCGGUGAACUCACGAAACCCGAGUACUGGGCCACGCAUAUCACAAAGCCCGUCCAAUUCCUUCAAGGUAUGCGUGCGGCUGUCACGAGCGGCGAAGCAGGCAUUUUCAUCGAGAUUGGCCCAAGACCGACACUAGUGAAUAUGGGUCAGCAGUGCGUGCCGAGAAAUGACUACACUUGGGUGGCGCCAGUCGAUCCGAAGGACAGCAACCGGAAUAGCUUCCCCCAAGCGCUAGAAAAAAUCACCAGUAAUAUGGUGUGCACGUACACCUGGAAGCGCCACGCAUUCCCAUGGACAGUCGUCGUCCAUCCGUUCGUCGACAAAUUUGUUCCGGAUCAGGACGAAACGAAAGCCACUUCUCAGAAACUGCUGACGCCCGCAGUCGGAGAAUUGCUGCACGAUCACGUCGUCAACGGGACAGCAAUGAUGCCUGGUGUCGGCUUCCUUGAAGCCAUGGCUGCCGGCGGUUUUAUGAUGGUGGACGGCAAGCUGCCAAGCACUGUCGUUGCUUUACGAGACUGUGAGUUUGAGCGGCCGAUGCUUAUCCCGAAAAUCGAUCCAUCCACUGGAGAAUUCACCCAGGCCGCCAAGCUGAUGAUUACAGUCAACAACAAAGACAUCACCCUGAAGAGCAUCAUGGACGGCGAAGAGGAAGAAAUCUUCCACAGCCGUUGCACUUUCUCUCUUUGCCCGGCAACAAGUCUCCCGACAGAACCGGCAGAUCUCCUGACCUCUCUCCAAGGCAGGAUCACAACGCCUGUGCCGAUCACGACGUUGUACGAGACGCUCCAAUCCGUAGGUCUUCAAUACGGAGCUCGCUUCCAGUCGAUCCGGGAAUGCUACGCCGCUGCAUCGGACGAAGUGCUCGCGAAGCUGCGUCCAAAGCUGCCUCUCCACUCCUUUGAACGAAACUUCCGUAUCCAUCCGGUUCUUCUGGACGGUGCUUUGCAGACUGCAGCUGUCCUGUUCGCAGAAAUGGGCCAUAAGCGACCCCUCGUACCGGUGGGGGUGAAGCGUGCACUCCUUGCUCGUGUGCCUGCCGGUUCAGAGGUCUGGAGUCACGUUGUUGUGAAGAGCAAAGACCUCCGGUCAGCCACCAUGGACGUCACGCUCUUCAGCACAAAGGGCACUAUUCUUGGGCAGCUUGUUGACGUCGCCGUUCGAGCAUUUGACGCGGUUGCCGGCGCUCAAAUUCCCAAAGGACUGCUGUGGGAGGUCUCAUGGGUUCCGAAGGCAAAGGCACCCGUGGAGGACGGCGUUGACACCGUGGAAAAUGAAGCCAGUGAAACGAUCACACCAACUGCCAAGUUGGCUGUGAAGCCAACUGGAAAGGUCGAGGGGCUUGCUCGUCAGCCAGCAGUGAACGGUCAGCCAAAGUGGCUCCUGUUGAAGACACCGUCUUCCAUGCUAGAAGGUCUCCAAAAGGCGUUGCAGGGAACGCCUUCGGCGUUUGUCAAGGAACUGGAUGAGAAGCACCCUAACAAUGCAAUAUCUUCGAAGAUUCAUAACAGCGAGUGGGACGCAAUUAUCUACUUGGGCGCGCUUUCUGCUGCCGCGUCGUCGACUACUUGCGUAGCCGACGCUCUACUCCUUGCCAACACACUCGGGAACACCGCAGCAGAGAAACCCUUGCCAAAUGUUCUGUUUGUCACCCAAGGUCAGCAUUUUAUCCGGGAAUGUGGAGACGUUCCCACGACAGCAGUGCCUACUCAAACAGGGCUGUAUGGCUUUUGCCGAUCUGCACAACUCGAGCUGGAAAAUAUAAUCGGGCGACCGGUUUACCUGGGGACCCUGGACUUCGCCGCCAAAGAUCCGACCCUCGACGAUCCGGCUGCCUUUGUCUCAGCUUUACAGAGGGUGUUGGCGGAAGCUGACCCUACCGGGGCUGCUGGCACUUGCGAGCCCCACACGGUGAUUCGCGGCGGGAAGGAAAUGGUCCCGAGACUGGUCAAGAGUUCCAUCGAGUGUCGCGGAGCUGUCGAACUGCACAUGAGCGACCGUGGUGCCUUGUCCAUGCUCAAGCUGCGGCCCAUGCCCAAGUCCGCAAGAGUGCCACCACCAAGAGACUGCGUAGAAAUCCGGGUACGAGCUGUCGGCCUCAACUUCCGUGAUGUCCUUAACGUGAUGGGGCUCUACCCUGGCGACCCUGGUCCUCCUGGCGCAGACUGCGCAGGUACUGUGGUGGCUGUUGGUGAAGGCGUGGAACAUCUCCGAGUUGGAGAUGCAGUUUUCGGCAUCGCACAGGGAGCCUUGAAGACAUUUGUGACCACGUCUGCGCACCUGGUUCGCCCUCUUCCUGGAAGACUCACAUUUGAGCAAGCUGCGGCGCUCCCAGUUGUCGCUUCCACAGUUGAGUACGCCCUCCACGACGUGGCUAAGGUGAAGAAGGGAGACAAAGUUCUUAUCCAUGCGGUGACCGGAGGCGUCGGCCUAGCGGCUGUACAGUUCUGCAAACGAGUUGGUGCUGAAAUCUACGGGACGUGCAGUGGGGGCAAGAAGGAGGAGUUUGCACGCUCGGUGGGAGUCAAGUACAUAACAAGCAGCCGCGACCCGAAGAAAUUCGCGGAGGACAUGUGUGAGUUUCUCGGGAAUGGCAAGCAUAAGAUUGAUGUGGUCCUGAACUGCUUGAUUGAAAACUACAUCCCCGAAACUCUAAAGUUCCUUGCGCCGAACGGCAGGUUCGUCGAACUGGGUAAACGCGGCAUAUGGACAAGGGAACAAAUGGGAACGGUGCGGCCGGAUGUGCUCUAUGAAACGGUGGCCAUAGACACAAUGAUGGAAGAAGACCCUGUAUGGUUUGGUGGUAUGCUGGACCGUAUUCGGAAUCUCGUAGACGGCAGCAUGCUUCAGCCCCUGCCGUUGCAUACCUUCGAGAUGACGGAUUCGUCGGAAGGGGGAGUUGCUGCCUUCCGCUUCUUGCAGCGCGCCCAGCAUAUUGGUAAAGUUGUGAUUCGCCUCUCUAGCGCUCUGGAGGUUAAGAAUUUCACGACAAACUCUAGACAAGAAACGGAGAACGAGGACAGCGGGGAACGACACACCCUCUCACCCGCGACUGCAGUUGGGAAGCCUCUGUCUCAGUCAGUUGCUGACCAGAUGCACAAGACAUACAUAAUCACAGGUGGAACAGGUGGCCUGGGUUUAGUUGUUGCCCAGUGGCUCAUUGAAGAAGGUGCGCACAACAUCGUCCUGCUUUCGAGAAGAGGCGAGCCUCCAAGCAGCGUAAAGGCGGGAGAUCCGGUGUGGAAAUACUUAUGUGGCGAAGAGCAGCCGAACUGCAUCAGUGUGGCAACUCUCAAGUGCGACGUUUCCCAGAAAGACGAUUUACUUCGAGUCUUCAAGGAAAUUGAGUCCAGAGGCCUACCUCCUGUUGCUGGCAUCUUCCACGCUGCCGGUGUCACCGCGGACGCCGCCCUUGCAAGCCAGACGGCUGAUUCUGUAGAUCAGGUCUACCUGCCUAAGGCUAUUGGUGCGUGGAAUUUGCACGACGCUUGUGAAGCACUGGGACUGAAUAAAUCCCUGGAAGUCUUCAUGAUGUUUUCUUCUGUUGCGGCUCUACUGGGUAACUUCGGCCAAGCGAACUAUUCAGCAGCAAAUGCCUGCCUGGAUGCGUUGGCGAUGUACCGUCAAUCUUUGGGGCUGUGCGGACAAAGCAUUCAGUGGGGACCAUGGAUUGAACAAGGUAUGGCCGCCCAACUGACACAGCACUUGGAGAAGGUUGGAAUGCGUGGCAUCACCAACGAGCUAGGUCUUCGCGUUUUGGGUGACGUGAUGAUGCAUCCCACUGUCGCAGUUGUUGGUGCACAGUCGCUGCAGUGGCGCAAGUUCUUGCGUCGUUAUGCGUUCGAGAUGCCUAGCUUCUUUUCUCUUGUCCCGAUGGCUGGCGCGGGCUCCUCCGAAGCCUCGGUGAACUUGGCGACGAUCACAAAGGAAGAUCUGUGUGAACUCAUCUCCAGUUUAGCCCAAGCAGUUUCCGGUGCAGCCGAGAAGCCUGCCGUCGACACCCCUUUGAUGGACUUGGGGCUUGACUCGCUUGGUGCUGUUGAAUUCCGCAAUUCCGUAGCUGACAAGGUCGGCGUGAAGCUUCCACAGAACCUCAUGUUUGAGAACCCGUCCAUUUCAUCGAUUUCCGACUACAUUUUGGACAAGGCAGCAGGAAAACACGGCGAAUCAGGCGUCACUGGAGCCAACGGAGGCAGUGGCGAAGGGUCUGAUAUCCCCGCCUUGGACACGCCGCUUGACCAAUGGCUCAUGAGUGUGCUGGAGCCCGCAGAAAGGUUUGCGCUCUACAUUGAUUCCUUCGCUUCAGAGUAUGGAACUCUGCAGAAAAUGGCAGCGGAGGAAGACAUUAUCACAGCGUUGGAGGACCUGGGGGUUGAAGACGGUGGAGACUUUGAGCGUCUGCAUGUAGCGUGGGAUGAUCUGUGCAACCAAAUAAACACGGCUAAGCGCAUGGCUGCAAAGGAUAUCAGGCCUUCUUCCACGGCAGUCUCCGUCUCCGACCACCCGAAGCCACGGAUGCCACACCCGAUGGAAGACGUGGACACCCUGCUGGCAUCUCUCGACUUCGAUGUGAGCACACUGCGGCCAGCGACCGCCCCUGACAAGGUGAAAAACGUUCUCCUCACUGGCGUUACUGGUUUCGUAGGUCGUGUUCAAUUGGCCUCUCUGAUGCAACUCAAACAGCGGCCCGACCUAAGGGUGUACUGUUUGGUUCGUGCUCGCAAUGCAGAUCACGCUCUGAGCCGCAUCAGGGAAGCAACCAAGGAAGCCAAGUGCUGGCAAGAAACCUUCGUUAGCCGCAUCGUCCCUGUGACCGGGGACUUCACACAGCCAUUGCUCGGGCUAAGUUCAGAGGAAUUCCAAGAACUCGCAAGAAAAAUCGACAUCGUUUACCACACCGGUGGCGACGUCAACUUGCUCAGCAACUACGGGCGCCUGCGUGCGACCAACGUGCUCAGCGUAAAAGCGAUAAUCGAUUUGUGUACCACGUACAAAGUAAAGCCGCUCCAUUUCGCCUCCACACUGGGACAGUUCCCGGCUUUCUUUGCAAUGUUUACCGGGCAUUUCAGUGGGGAAUCGAUAAGGGAAGAUUCCACACCUGACGUUUCUCAGAUGGAGAACUUCUACCCUCCGUCUCGACAGGGUUACCCGUGGUCCAAAUGGGCUGCAGAGAGAGUGUUGGAGGGGGCCAGGAAACGGGGUUUGCCUGUGGCCAUUUAUCGGCUGCCAAACACCUACGUCGCCUACAAAACAGGAUAUACGAACAAAACCGAUUACGCAACCGCCUUGAUGAUAGCCUCCAUCCAGGAAGGAGUGUUUCCUAUUGGAGCCGCAACGGCGCCACUCACUCCAGUUGAUACAAUCUGUGAUAUGCUGGUUGAAGCGUCUUUUUUGGAAAAACCGAAGCACUGGGUAUACCACUUGUUCGACCCGCGCCUCGUCACCAGGGCGGAUUUGGAACAGUGGAGCCAAGAACUCGGCAUCAGCUACGUAGGUGUCAAGGUCGACGAGUUCCUCGAGGCCAUAAAGAAGAGAGGUCCGGAGUCCCCAGUCUUCAAGUUCGUCCCUCUGAUGCAACACUGGCGACGAUUCUGGUUCGAUCCAGAGGAACGGACGGAGUCUUUCCCAAUUUCAAAUGAACACAUUUUCGAGGAUCUUCCACAUAUGCGUUGGCCUUCACUACGCGAAGUCUUCAAGAACUCCCUUUUGUACAGCGUCCGAAUGGGAUUCUUCCCGAAGAAUUCCAAAUCCAUCAUUCUCGACCCCCAAGUUGCCCUAAACGAAGCGCGUCGUAUAUGCGGCCUCCAGCUGAUGGGUCGUGAGGGCGAAGACUUUUUCCUGCAUCCAUGGAGGGUUCUGCAGGAGUCAGCGAGACGGGAAUGUGACUUGCUCUUUGGUGGUCAACUUGCAGUGUAUAGGACUGUACGCCAUUACUUCAUGAAUGUCAUGUACUUAGCCGACGCACAGGCGAAAUGCCCUGAAAUCGAGAAACAGGAAAUCCAAGCUCCUCUUAUCAUAGUCGGUCUCAACCGUACUGGAACGACAUUCUUGCAGAACCUUAUGUCUACGGAUCCUAGUAACCGUAGUUUGCGCUACUGCGAAAUGAUUGCGCCAUACGGUCCAGAUGGAAACUACAGGCCGAAGGGGCUGCCGAACACGGAAGAGUCGUGGAAAAAGGACCCUCGUAUCCCAUUUGCUCAAGAGAUUCUCGAUAGUCAGCUUGGUUUAUCAGAGGAGUGGAUGGCAAUUCACACACAACGAGCAGAGCUUCCGGAGGAAGACUUCGUCAUUUUCGAACACUGCGGUCGAUGCUAUUCGAUCUGUACGGAAUUCAGCGUCCCGUCCUACCGCGAGUGGCUUGCAUCUGAUAACUACAAAGAAACGCGAAAAGCCUAUUCGUUCCACAAACGAUUUUUGCAGCAUCUUCAGUGGCAACGCCCCGCCAAGCGCUGGCUACUCAAAAUGCCUUUCCACUUAUUUACUCUCGAAGCGUUAUUCGAGACGUAUCCCGAUGCAAAGAUUAUCUUUAUGCACAGAGAUCCGAAGGAGACAAUGGGAAGUUGGGCAAGCCUCGUAAAGCAUGCCCAGCAGUCUCUGAUGGACAAUGUUGACCCAUCUGCUCUCGGCCGUGAGGAGCUGCGAGCUAUGAGCACUAUGAUCAAUCGGGCUUUGGCUUUCCGGCGCUCACACCCGGAGCUCGGGCCGCGAUUUUUGGAUGUACAAUAUCAGGAUCUUGUAAACAACCCUAUUGGAGUCGUCAAGAGCAUCUACAAACACUUCGGCAUCCCUCUGACUCUAGCUGCCCAAACGGGAAUCGCCAGUUUCUGCAACGAGAAUCGAAAACAUCGCGACAAGCUCACAAAACACAUGUACAGCUUGAAGGAUGUUGAUCUGACAGAUGGUAUGGUGCAAGAGGCGUUCAAAGAAUACUAUGACUCAGGUCUUUGCAAAUACCUUUCCUCUGCACGAUAA
This is a messenger RNA of Toxoplasma gondii ME49, 30066 nucleotides long. Its product is annotated as type I fatty acid synthase, putative. Lineage: Eukaryota; Apicomplexa; Conoidasida; Eucoccidiorida; Sarcocystidae. The coding region runs from base 1 to 30066 and encodes 10021 amino acids. The transcript has 17 exons. Gene Ontology annotation, molecular function: phosphopantetheine binding; fatty acid synthase activity; oxidoreductase activity. Gene Ontology annotation, biological process: fatty acid biosynthetic process. The record is from RefSeq and is a predicted model, not a curated record.